Messenger RNA from Malurus melanocephalus (red-backed fairy wren), 472 nucleotides. Its product is annotated as EEF1A lysine methyltransferase 3-like. The record is from RefSeq and is a predicted model, not a curated record. The transcript has a single exon. NCBI's taxonomy places the organism in Eukaryota, Metazoa, Chordata, Aves, Passeriformes, Maluridae. Gene Ontology annotation, biological process: peptidyl-lysine methylation. Gene Ontology annotation, cellular component: cytoplasm; cytosol. Gene Ontology annotation, molecular function: protein-lysine N-methyltransferase activity. The annotation marks the transcript as partial.
UUUAGGCUCGGUGCUAUUUUUCCAGCCGCCCCGUUCCCCGCAGGUGCCGAUGUGACCCUCACGGACGUUCCCGCGGCUCUCCCGCAGCUCCGCCACAACGCGCGCCUCAAUUUCCCCGCGGCUUCCGCUCCGCGGGUGCGGCCGCUGCUYUGGGGGCGCGACCACCGCCUCUUCCCCCCCAAAUUCCACCUCGUCCUGGGCUCCGACAUCGUUUACGACCCCCGGAGUUUCUCGCCGCUCCUGGAGACCCUCGGGCACCUCCUGGAGCCCCCGGCCCGCGCUCUGCUCUGCGCCCCGAUCCGCGGCGGCGCCGGAACCGCGCGCUUCUUCCGCCAAAUGCUGCCCGCGGCUUUUGGGGUGCGGCUGCUGCGGAGAGAGGCGGAGAUCGAGAUUUAUGGGGUGACGCCGCAGUAAAAAGGGGGAGACCCCGAAAAUAUGGACAUUGGGAUUUAUGGGGUGACGCGGCGGGAAA